GCAAUUUGAGCAUGGACUCGCAAACUUAAGAUCGUGAGUCCGGGCUCCCACUGAUAAAACUAUUUUUUUCUGUUCUUAAAAAAAAUCACUUGUGUUCAGCAGUAAGCCAAAAUGGCCGAUUCUCUGGAGGAUACGCUAGAGGAGAGGGUCGUUUGGCCUAGCUGGCUUUUCACGGAGAUGAAAACCAACCAUAUAGGCGAAUUAGCUGCCGUUUUUAUGUAUAUAGGAGCUCAAAGAGCUUUAAUACUUAAAUUUAAAUUGCUAUCUUUUUGCCCCUACUUUAUCAAAUAUAAAGAACCAAUUAAAAAAGCAAUGAACUUUGUGCGUCGCCAAGUGGAAACUGAAACAGUUCAUUUUAAAAUAAUGUCAUCUCUGCUACCUCAAACCCACCAAACGCGUUUUUGUUUCUUUUGGAGGAUAAACGCCUUUCUCUUAGGAUUCCUACCAACUUUUAUUGCUGGCCCUAGAGCACUUUACUGGACUGUUUACGCUGUAGAAAAGUUUGUUGAAAAACACUAUAACUCUCAAAUUAUAAAAAUAAUUUUGGAAAAACUUCCGGUUCCCUCCUUGCUGUCUCUUUUAAAAAACUUUAAAGAAGAUGAGGUUUACCACCAGCGCGAAGCUGCUGAACACUUAUAUGGUCGGUUUGAUCAUCCCGCUAUUUUAAAUCCGGCCAUAAUUUCAAAGGUCUGGACCAAUCUAGUUUACUAUGGCUCGUUGUGGGCUGCGGAACUUGUCAGGUGGAUUUAAUGUUAUAACAGAAUUUUAAAAUGCGCUUAAGAGAUAACAAGAGUUUUAUUGUAAUAGUGAUAGGUUACGGAUUAAUACAUAUUUUCUUCCACUAGCUUAUAAAUUUCUUUAUAAAAAAA
Molecule: messenger RNA, 869 nt
Organism: Zophobas morio
Lineage: Eukaryota; Metazoa; Arthropoda; Insecta; Coleoptera; Tenebrionidae
Exons: 6
Coding region: 112-750 (212 amino acids)
Biological process (GO): ubiquinone biosynthetic process
Cellular component (GO): mitochondrial inner membrane
Molecular function (GO): 3-demethoxyubiquinol 3-hydroxylase activity
Source: RefSeq, a predicted model, not a curated record